GAAGACUUGCACGGUGGAGAAACUCCUGAGACCUCACAGAGAAGUGGUGGAAAGCCAGAAACAAAGGUUACCCACAGCAAAGAGGAGCAGCCGGACGAGAAUCACAGAUAAGCUGAAAAACGAUAUUCUGCCCCCUUACUCUGUGGACUACAUUCACCCACUAGAAGACAACAGCAGGCCUGUCCAACUGAACCAAGGAUCACUAAAACACCAAAAGCUCCAUCAAAAGUUACUGGAGACUGAGAUCAGCACCAGAAGGAAGGAGUGUGAAGCACUUGAAGCAGAGGUGAAGAAAAAGAAUCAAACAUGUCAGACUUUGGAGAAUGAACUUCAAGAAUUCCUGCAGGAGAACAAGCACUUGAAUCUUCAGUGGUUCAACAACAGCCACAAAGCAUCUGAGUAUGAAAAGGUGAAAUCAGAGUAUGCCCAGCUCAAAGAGCGGCUUGGAGUUGUGACGCAGGAGAGAGAUUUAGCCCUGUGGGAGAAGAACCAGCUCCAAGGCAAACUGGAGAACCUAGAGCAGGUGCUGAAGCAUAUGCGAGAGGCUGCAGAGCGAAGGCAGCAGCUAGAGUUGGAGCAUGAGCAGGCCUUGGCUGUCCUCAAUGCAAAGCAGCAGGAGAUUGACCUUCUGCAGAAGGCUCAGGUUGAGGCUAAAAAGGAACAUGAAGGCGCUGUCCAUCUGCUAGAGAACCACUUGGACAGCAUGCAGGCCAAAGUUCGAGAGCUGGAGGAGAAAUGUCGGUCCCAGAGUGAGCAGUUCAACCUCCUCUCAAAGGAGCUGGAGAAGUUCCGGCUUCAAGCUGGGAAAUUUGACAUCCUUAGUUCUGAACCCAUAAAUCUGAGUGAAUCACCAGGAUCCCCCAACAAAUCCUUGUCACAACUCCUCAAUGGAUUGGCUGCCCCAACAGAGAAAGGCAAUGAGGGUCCAACAAGCAGAUCUUUGAUAUCUGAGUUCAUUCGACCACUCCAGAUCAGUGGAGACAAGCCCGAGCUCCUCUCCGUCAAGCCAACAUUCCUCAGUCGCAGUCGAGCCAGCAGCCCAGCACGAGCUUUCCUCUCUGAGAUGGACAAAGAGCUGAGCUCAACUACCAGGUCCAAACCACGAUUCACAGGGAAGGUCCGUCUGUGUGUUGCUAGAUAUAGUUACAAUCCAUAUGAUGGGCCUAAUGAGCACCCAGAAGCAGAGCUCCCCCUGGUGGCAGGGAAGUACCUCUACGUUUACGGAACGAUGGACGAGGAUGGCUUUUACGAAGGGGAGCUGCUGGAUGGACAGCGGGGACUCGUCCCUUCAAAUUUUGUGGAAUUUGUUCAAGAUGAUGAAACACCGUCUGUCCAACGAAGAGACACGACAGUUAAAGAAUCGGGCUACCUCAACCAUAGUAGCCUGGGGCCUCAGCGACUUUUGAGCGGCAGCACUGGAACUGGAACAAGCAUAAGCAGCCUGCUAUCUGACAGUAAACUGGACUGUUUAAGCGCUAGCAGCUUGGGCAUGGACCUCCUGGGCUCCUCCAGCAAUGGGACCGGAACCUUGGAUGUCAGUAUUGAUGAGGUCGGUGAAGACAUUGUGCCUUAUCCCCGCCGCAUCAACUUGAUCAAGCAGUUAGCCAAGAGUGUGAUUAUUGGCUGGGAUCCUCCUGUGGUCCCACCGGGAUGGGGCUCCAUCAGUGGCUACAAUGUGCUGGUUGAUAAAGAGGUCCGGAUGAGUGUCCCCUACGGGGGCAGGACAAAGUCCCUUAUUGAAAAGCUCAAUCUUGCCACCAACACCUACCGCAUUUCAGUGCAGAGCAUCACAGACCGCGGCCCAUCAGAUGAACUUCGCUGCACUCUUCUUGUGGGAAAGGAUGUAGUGGUGGCACCUUACUACCUGCGGGUGGACAGCAUCACUCAGAGCUCUGCUGAGCUGUCUUGGAUGCCCAGCAACAGCAACUACAGUCACACUAUCUUCCUCAACGGUGCAGAGUAUGACAUGGUCAAGGCUGGGGGUUACAGGUACAAGUUUUUCAACUUGAAGUCCAUGACAGUUUACAAGGUGAAGGUUGUCGCACAGCCACAUCAGGUGCCUUGGCAGCUUCCAGGUGAUCAGCGGGAGAAGAGGGAAAUAUCUGUGGAGUUCUGCACUCAGCCUGCAGGUCCCCCUCUCCCUCCUCAGGAGGUGCAGGUUCAGUGUGGCCAAACUCCAGGGGUCCUUCAGGUCAAAUGGAAGCCGCCUCCCCUGACACCUUCAGGAACUUCUAAUGGGGCUAGUGUAAUUGGCUAUGCUGUUUGCACAAAGGGACAAAAGAUAGCAGAGGUCUUGUACCCCACAGCCGACUAUGUGAGCGUGGAUUUAAACAGGAUUCAAGGCCUGGAAGCCAGAGAAGUCAUUGUAAGGACGUUAUCAACCCAAGGAGAGUCCCAGGAUUCACCUGUGGCUAUGAUCCCACACAAUCUCCUGGGCUCUCCACGCCUCUCCCACCGAGUCACCGCCCCUCCCCCUUCUAUCCCCCAUCCAGUGCCACAACCCCAUCAAGUACAUUCUCAAACCCAUCCUCCUUAUCCAUCAACAUAUCCUCCAAAUCACCCUCAGCCCCAGGUUCAGCCUCUGCCUCGAGCUCAGCCACACACGCUACCACACGCACAACCACACUCGCAGCCUGUAUGUCAACCUCCCCAUCCUCAGCUACAUUUUCAGCGCCACUCCAUACCCAAGUCAAAACCAUUAAUAAGUGCCAGAGAGCCAGAAACCAAAGAGCAUGAGGUGGGCCUGCGGCUAGCCCAGCCGUGGGAGCGCUCGCCCUCUCCGCUGCCACCCAUGCACGGACCCAACUUGGAGCCUCCGCUCUUCCCACCCCGGCGAUCACCCUCUCCUCAGAGGAUUCUGCCACAGCCUCAGGGAGUCCCUAUACCCAACACCAUCGCCAAGGCCAUGGCAAGAGAAGCUGCUCAGAGAGCUUUUGCCGAGGCUAAUCGGGUUGACAAAAGGAAUAUCUUCAGUGAUCGAGGUAACGCCUUGCCUCCGCUCAACUCAGACGAGGAGGAGGAUGGCUACGAUUCUCCACAUGCCAGACGAAGAGGAGCCUCAGUAGACGAGUUCCUCAGAGGUUCAGAGUUGGGCCGACAGCACCACCAUCAUCACUACAGCCACAGUGAAGAGUACCACACUGAGAGUAGCCGGGGCUCUGACCUGUCUGACAUAAUGGAGGAAGAUGAGGAAGAUCUUUACUCUGAGAUGCAGCUGGAAGAGGGUCGCAGACGCAGCAUCAACUCUCACAGCACUCUUAAGGCGUAUUACAAGCGUCAGGACUUAGCAGAAGAAAGAGACUGUUGGGAUCUCCAGAGGGAAGUGGUGAGGCAGAGGUCGCUCCGCAGCAAACGUCUCCACAGCAUCCCGGAGGUGGCAGAGGAGGAGUCGGACAGCUUGGACAGUAUGGGCCAGCAUCUGAGCUUUGAGGAAGGCGGGCGACCUGGGACGCCUCAAACUCAGCGCAGGAUGUACAACCAGGAGCCCCACAUGAGUGACCACCUCAGCCACGGCAAGAACAGCCGCCUGCAGCGCCAACGCUCCUCCCCUCGCUUCACCGACAGCCGCUAUGGUUACAAUGCAGAUGACCGCAAUUAUGGACGACCCAAUCGGCAGAACACCAAGAGCCCUGACAGUGGUUUAGACUGUGGCAGUGAGGAAGAGGGGUCCCUGGGAAGGGGUCAUCGGGGAUAUUAUGCCCAUGGAAGUCCCAUACGGGGGUCUGUUCGCAUCAUCCACUGUGAGGGCCCAGUAGAAAGGCGAGCACUAGCAAUGGGCCGUAAAAGAACUCUGACCCGUCAGUGCAGUGUUGAGGAGGAGUUCUCGGACCCCCCUGUGACUACCACCAAAUCCGUACAUUCGGGUGACUUUAGGAACAGGGAGCACAUUGGGUCUGGUCGGGAGGUCGGUCCAAGAAACUACUCCAGGGAAGGAGCCCUGAGCGAGGGCAGGCUGAACGAGCUGGACAGGGUGUAUUACAGCCCCCACAGGGAGGCUAGGACCCAGUCUUUGUCCAGGCUCAACCGGGACCAGCCGCUGAUUAUUGGGAAUUCACCGUCACAUGGAAGCCCAGAUCGCCAGGACCAUUCAGGGAGGAGGCCGGUUCACAUCGGCACCCCUCCUCAGCGACGACCCAUCCCAUCCAUUGAGAUCACCAUGGACAGUAACAGUGAGGGGAGUGAGGGGAACCUCUCACCCGUCAAGGAGGAUGUUUACUAUGGCAGUGUAGCUCGGCGCAGGAUAUGGCGAUCUUUGUCCUCUGAGGAUCAAUAUGACGGCUACGACGGGCGCAGGCACGGCCGGGGACGCCAAUCCCCAGAUUAUUUUGAGGAAUCAGAAUCGGACGACCUGACCAGAGUGUUUGUGGCUCUGUUCGACUAUGACCCUUUGUCCAUGUCUCCCAACCCUGAUGCCGCGGAUGAGGAGUUGCCUUUCAAAGAGGGACAGGUCAUUAAGGUAUUUGGCAAUAAAGACACAGACGGAUUCUACCGGGCGGAGAUCAGAGGUCGAGUGGGGUUGAUCCCCUGCAACAUGGUGUCUGAGAUCCAAACAGAAGAUGAUGAAAUGAUGGACCAACUCCUCAAACAGGGUUUCCUUCCACUGAACACACCUGUGGAAAAGUUAGUGAACUGCGACCGUUUUAAAGAUGGACGUUCAAUAAAUCGCAGGUCCAGAAAGUCCAAAAGAGAAAGAAACAGGCGGAGUGGGCGUCAGUAUCCAAUGUCAACACGAAGAAUGGUGGCCCUGUAUGACUACGACCCUCGCGAGAGUUCCCCCAACGUGGAUGUUGAGUAUGAAGUCAACAGACUGAAUGAGGAGACUGAGCUGACUUUCUGUGCCGGUGAUGUAAUCGCAGUUUUUGGGGAAAUAGAUGAGGAUGGAUUUUACUAUGGCGAGCUCAAUGGACACAAGGGGCUUGUACCUUCCAACUUUCUAGAAGAAGUGCCUGAUGAUGUAGACGUUUUUCUCACUGAUUCCCCAUCUCGGUAUCCCCAGGACACUCCAGCCAGGAUAAAGACCAAAAGGAAGAAGAGUGUUCAUUUCACACCUUAAAGGCUCUGUUUCCGUCACGUAAGUGAGCAACUGAG
Molecule: messenger RNA, 5088 nt
Organism: Cyprinodon variegatus (sheepshead minnow)
Lineage: Eukaryota; Metazoa; Chordata; Actinopteri; Cyprinodontiformes; Cyprinodontidae
Gene: rimbp2b
Product: RIMS-binding protein 2-like
Exons: 28
Coding region: 536-5053 (1505 amino acids)
Biological process (GO): neuromuscular synaptic transmission
Molecular function (GO): protein binding
Source: RefSeq, a predicted model, not a curated record